Periophthalmus magnuspinnatus is the source of this 18791-nucleotide messenger RNA. It is a transcript of the gene adgrv1, whose product is annotated as adhesion G protein-coupled receptor V1. Gene Ontology annotation, molecular function: G protein-coupled receptor activity. Gene Ontology annotation, biological process: cell surface receptor signaling pathway; negative regulation of adenylate cyclase activity; G protein-coupled receptor signaling pathway. Lineage: Eukaryota; Metazoa; Chordata; Actinopteri; Gobiiformes; Gobiidae. The record is from RefSeq and is a predicted model, not a curated record. The coding region runs from base 1 to 18606 and encodes 6201 amino acids. The transcript has 93 exons. Gene Ontology annotation, cellular component: membrane.
AUGCUUCCUGUCCUUCUGCUUCCUGGACUGAUCCUGGCUCUGUUCAUCCCUGGCACUACAUCUGCGUCAGCCACACUCAAAUUCCUGGAGGAGACAGUGAAGGUGGUCAACGAGAGUUCAGACAGCGUGAUCAGACUGACUGUAGGGAAGGAAGGUGACCCAAUAAAUGUAACAGCAUUGGUUCGGCUGGAGGGAGAAGAUACAGGGGAUUUUAUAGACCCAGUGCGUCCAGUCAUUCUGACGGCCAAUGAAUCCAGUAAAAUCAUUUUUAUUUCGGUGAAGGACGAUAACCUCCCAGAAGCAGAUGAGACUUUUACAUUCACACUUGAAAUUCAGGACUCUUCUAAUGGCGUUACAGUUGGACAACCCAAUAAAGCCUCAAUCACCAUUCUUUCCAACGACAAUGCCUUUGGAAUUAUAUCCUUCAAUUCUACAGCGGAGUUAGUAGUCACUGAACCCAGAGGGAGAAACCUCAGUGUGCCUUUGACACUAGUACGACAAAAGGGAACGUAUGGCACUGUGACUGUUUCAUUUGAAGUGGUCACAGUCAACACUAUCCGAGCCAGUGAUGACCUAAGCCCAGACCGGGGAAACAUUACUAUUCUCGUGGGACAAUCCUCUGCACAGUUCAGCAUUGUUAUUAAAGAUGAUCAGGACCCUGAAGAUGAUGAGGUGUUUUUGGUCAAGCUCACCGAAGUCGCAGGGGGUGCUCUCCUGGGGAAUGCCAGCAGUGUCCAGUUGAGGAUUUUGCGUAAUGACAGUCCACUGCGUUUCUCACUCACAUUUCUGACUGUCCCAGAGUCUGCUGGAGUGAUUGCCCUCAACAUCACACGUGGGCAAAUGAAUGAGGAGGACCCCCUAGUCGGAUCCUUUGACACACAAAUUUCUAUUGAUUACAUGGUGGUACAAGCUGGUGCCACACUUGGGCUUGACUUCGUUGACCUGCAGCCUACAAGAACCGUGACAUUUGCACCGUUUGUCAACAAAACUAGUCUCCUCUUCAAUAUUAGUGAUGACGAAGAUCCAGAAAUUGCAGAAUCUUUCCAAGUAAAAUUGUUGAAAGAUACUAUCAGAGGAGAUGCAGUUUUAGUGUUACCCUCUGAGGUGCAUGUCACUAUUGAGCCGAACGACAAAGCUUUUGGGGUCUUGUCACUCAGCAGUAGUGUCGUCAUACAACCAGUUAUUAUAGAUGAAGAUCUCACAUCAAGAUUUGAAGGGAUUGUCAUUGUGAGAAACGGGGGCAGCUUUGGGAAUGUGUCAGUCAACUGGACUAUAAGCAGAAACUCCAGCUCCAGCGUUCCUGUGUCUGAGGAUUUGCGACCUGAUAUGGGAACUGUAACAUUUGCUGCUGGACAAGUUACAGCUGUGAUUCCCUUAAACAUUGUGGACGAUGUUGUACCUGAAGAGGCAGAGGCAUUUGUGUUCAAGUUACUGCCAGAUUCUGUCACUGGGAAUGCAGAAGUGGAUGAGCCGAUGAAGAUGGUGUUUUACAUCCAGGACAGUGACGACGUCUAUGGGUUUUUCCAAUUUGAUUCAAAGAAAGAACAGACGAUCCAGAGCCAGCCUGAGGGGCGAUACUUGUCUCUAAACUUGUUGCGCGGUGGUGGUACUUUGGGUGCUGUCACCGUGUCUAUCACAGCUCUCUAUAUUCCUGCUGGUCCAAUAGACCCAGCUCGAGCUAAAGACCAGAUCUUGAAUGUCAGCAGGACAGUUAAUAUUGUUUUCUCGAGUGAGCGGGAGAUCCAUGUGAUGUUGCCAAUCAGAAAUGAUGCUUUUCUGCAAAAUGGAGCUCACUUUUUUAUAAAGCUGGAUUCGUUAGAGCUGGUGGACAUCAAACCUUCUAUCCAGUCUAGAAGCCCGCGAUUUGCGGGACCGCUUAAUGUGACUCUGACCAUUACAUCUGACAUUGCCAAUGGAGAAAUCGGCUUUAUAACUAACAACACAGUGGAGGUGUUUGAACCAGAGCAUAGUAACAGUACCGUGGUGAGCCUUCCUCUACACCGUGAUGGGACUGAUGGUAAAGCUGAGGUGUUUUGGAGUCUUCAUCCCAUCGGCCCUAAUUCUAAAGACGUCACUGCCAAUGACCUAAGACCAUUCAACGGGACAGUGAUUUUCCUUUCUGGACAGAGUAACGCUUCAAUCAACUUCACUGUUUUUGCCGAUGAUAUCCCUGAAGUGAAUGAGACAUUGCUGAUCACUCUUGACAGGACGAAUGUUGAGAAUCAGAUCCUCAAAUCUGGAUUUACAAGUAGAGAAAUUGUCAUUAUUGAGAAUGACGUCCCUGGAGGUGUGUUUGAGUUUGCUGAAUCUUCUAAAGGUCCAUUUAUUAUUGAAGAGGGUGGUAGUUUGGAUCUUCGUUUAGUCCGAACCCAGGGGCUGCUGCUGAAAAUAUUUUUGGAUUAUUCUGUUGUCUCACUGCAACAAUCAGACAGUGCGUCUGUGAUAACAUCAGAGUUUGCAGGCUCUGUUGGUCCUGUGUUUUUUAAUCCAGGGGAGAAAGAGCUCUCUAUUGGACUGAUAGCAAAUAAAGAUGGUAUCCCAGAGCUUGAUGAGAUGUUUUCAGUCGUACUUAUUAGCCCCAAUACUUCACUCAGCCGUCUAGGCAACCGCACACAGGUCAACAUCACAGUGCGCAGGAACGAUGACCCUUUUGGGAUCAUUGAGUUUGUCAGCCCUAAUAUAACACUGGCCAUCAAUGAGAGCAAAGGCAGCGAUAUUCAGAGUGUGGUUUACCCUGUUACUAGAAGAAAGGGUACUUUUGGAGAGGUUUCUGUGUCUUGGUCAAUUGAACCAGCGUCAUCACAAGACGUCAGUCCAACGGAGGGCGUCAUAACAUUCAUGGAAGGAGAGUAUCUAAAAAACCUCUCACUCUCCUCUGUGCCUGAUGAGAUACCAGAAGACUUGGAGAGUUUCACUAUUGACCUUUUUAAUGCAACAGAUGGAGCAAAGCUUGGGCAGUUCCACAGAGCCAACCUCAUGAUUAAUAAGAAUGAUGACCCUAUUUAUUUCUCUGAGCCAGUGGUCGUACUAGUUGAAGAAGGAGGCAUGGCUAACUUCACAGUUUUCAGGGCCGGGCCGGCAGACUAUGUGUCCACCGUCAUGCUGCGUGUGGACUAUGGUGAUGCUUCUCCUGAGGACUUUACACUGAUGAGAAAUGACACAGUGCUGGUGUUUGAAAUUGGUGAACGGGAAAAGAACAUUUCAGUGGCAGUUGAAGAGGACGAUAUACCAGAGGACAAUGAACGCUUUUACAUUGUCCUGCAUAAUGCUACAGGUGAUGCAGUUGUGUAUGGAGACGACACAGCCACUGUUGUAAUCGUAGCCAAUGAUGAUGCCAAUGGGAUUUUCUCCCUGGAUUCUCUUUCAAAACCUGUUGAGGAGGGUGGGACAAAUAGCUUCUAUGUUCUACGCUCCAGGGGCAUCUUUGGUAAUGUUACAAUCUUCUGGCAGUUGUAUACCAAUGACUCUGUAACGCCGCUUGAGGAAAGUCAGGAGUUUACAAACACCUCUGGUACAAUUACUUUCACCUCACACGAAAAGAGCAAACCUAUCAUCUUGGAAGCCAUCUCAGACAUGCUCCCAGAAAUGGAUGAGUUUUACAUUCUCAAGCUUGUCAAUAUUUCUGGAGGUGAUGCAAAAUUAGCCAGCACUUCAUUAAAUGCAUCAGUUUUUAUUCCCCUCAAUGACGACCCAUUUGGCGUCUUUGCGAUUGCCAAUGACAAUCUGGACCAGGAAGUAGCAGAAGAUGUGCUUUCAGAGGAUGAUAUGGCCGAUGUCACCUCAUUUACCAUCUUACGGCAACAGGGCACAUUUGGGGAUGUGCGUGUUGCCUGGGAGAUUGUUUCUGGACACUUUCCAGAAGGCCUCCCUCAGAUGGAUGAUCUGCUCCUUCAAGCCUCUUUCCCCGAUGCUGUCGAGCUGAGGCCGUUUGACCGAAGACAUCACUCGGGUACAGACGCAUGGUCUUUCUCCGGACAUCCUGGAGCUUAUGGAGUCAUCUCUCCUGAAGACAGCCCUGCCCCCCUAAGCAACUUCACCUUCUCUGCUUGGCUGAUGCCUAAAACAAACACAGAUGGCUUCAUAUUGUCUAAAGGAAUCGUGAAUGGCACACUCUAUUAUGGAGUUAAAGUUCAGACUAAUGAGUCUCAUGUAACUGUCAUGCUGUACUACACAGCGAUUGGGUCAAACAAAACUCAAGUGGCUCAGGCCUCGACUGAGAAGUUUUUAGAGGAUAAGAUGUGGAUUCAUGUGGUCAUUAUUGUAGAUGAUGGCAUUAUUGAGUUUCUUCUGGAUGGAAGUUCUAUACCUGGGGGAUUAAAGAGCAUCAAAGGAGAGGGCAUUGUGGAUGGGCCAUCCUCCAUGUUCAUUGGCUCAGAUCCUAAUGGACAGCAGCGUUACACUGGUGUUCUGCAAGAUGUCCGUCUGUACCGAUCUAAACUGAACCGCAGUUACAUCCAUGAGCUCCACAACCAGCCCGCUAAAGCUGACCUGAGGAUGAUCUCAGGUUACCUGCGCUACCGCCAGGAGGAGAGUCAGAAGUCAUUUGUGGUAGAGGUUCGAGAUGACAAUGAGGAGGAGGGUGAGGAGGUCUUCUAUCUGCAGCUCAUAGCUGUGCACGGAGGAGCUCGCCUGCCUCACCCCAAACCCACGGCCAUUCUUAGAGUAAUGAAAAGUGACUUUGCAAAUGGGCUCUUUGGAUUCACCGGUGCCUGUAUACCUAAUGUCACAGAGGAGGGGUCUACUAUAUCUUGUGUAAUUGAGCGUAUGCGUGGAUCUCUGGACUUUGUUUACAUAAACUACACUGUCACCCAGCUGGAGAGCAUAGACAACAGUACUCCAGCUCAUCAGGACUUUGUUAAUGCAACUGGUGCUGCGCUUUUUGCUCCUGGACAGCGCUCUGAGGUGCUGAACCUGCUGGUGUUUGAUGACAACCUCCCAGAGCUGACUGAGUAUUUUAAAAUUACCCUGGUAUCUGCUGAGUCAGGUGAUGGGAAGCCAGGUUCUACCCCAACCAGUGGUGCAAGCAUUGACCCGUAUAAUUCUGUGAACACUGUCACUGUGGCAGCCAAUGACUAUCCCUAUGGCUUGUUGCAGUUUGAGCCAACUAUACCUGAAAACGGUUUGAUCCCUCCAGCAACACAACCAGCUCACAUUACUGUGAACGAGGAAGAUGGAGUGGUCCAUUUGCCAGUGGCCAGAGCUCAGGGCCUUUUGGGCAGGGUCAUGGUCAGCUAUAGGACUGUUCCCUUUACAGCCUCCAGUCCUGAAGACUAUGAGGAUUCUGUCGGUCUACUGGACUUUCUUCCAGGCGAAAGAUUGAAGUUUGUUAACAUCACUAUUGUAGACAAUAUUGCACCUGAGCUUGAGAAAAUUUUCAGAGUGGAGCUUUUUAAUGCAAAUGGAGGUGGGUACCAAUUGGAUCAGUGGCUUAGUGAAGAGAGUGGUAGUGGAGAGAAUGACUUUGACUUUCUUCUUCCAUCACAUCUCCAACACAGUAAUCUGGGUGUAGCCUCUCGCCUCACUGUCACCAUCGCAGCCUCGGACAAUGCUCAUGGGGUUUUUGAUUUUAACCCCAAUUCUCUCUAUGUAACUGGAACAGAACCUGAGGAUGGACAAAGUGCUGUUUUUCUUCAGGUGGAUCGCUCAUUUGGGGACCUCUCUAAUGUCACUGUCUACUGGGAGGUUGACCCCAGUUCUGAAGGAGAGAUUGUCAGCCGAAUUGGAAAUCUUACUUUUAACGUUGGACAGACAUCAGAGAACAUCACAAUCCAUGUAGCUCAGGACGAGGUUCCCGAAUUGGACAGAAGCUUCACUGUUUCACUGGUCAAAGUUUCCGAUGGUCGGCUGGGUUUUCAGACAGCUGCCACUUUAACUAUACUGGCCAGUGAUGAUCCAUAUGGCGUUUUUGUGUUUGCCAAUGCCACUAAGCCCAUCUGGAUCCCUGAAGCUGACUCAAAUGUGACCUUUACAAUCCUCAGACAAAAAGGCUUAAUGGGAGAGGUGAAGGUAACAUUUGCAACAUUGACUGAAGCUGAACCAGCCCCUUACACAACCCAGAGAGUUGGACGCGCCACUGAAGGCCUAGACUUUGUUUCCCUUUUUAAUUCAGUUGUGUUUCUGGCCAAUCAGACUGAAGCAAAUAUCACACUACAUAUACUUGAUGAUGAUCUCCCAGAAAGAAAUGAGUCAGUGUUUGUGAAAUUAAUCAGUGUUCAGCUCAUCAAAGGUGAACAAGACAGGCCUGUUUCAAAUUCUCCUUCUCUGGGACCUAUACCAAGCAUUGUGGCCCAGGUCAUAAUUGAAACCAGUGAUGACAGUUCUGCAGUGCUGGAGUUGUCUUCCUCCACAGUCACUGUCCCUGAAGAGUUCAACGGACCAUUUCUGAAAGUGACUAGAACUGGAGGGAUUUUUGCAAGUGUAUCUGUGAAGUUUGAUGUAAUGGAUGGCACCGCUAACAUCAAAAAUGACUAUAUAGUGGCCUCAACUGAUGUUCUUCUACUUGAAGGAGAAACUAGUAAAUAUAUCCCCAUCUUUGUCCUUGAUGAUAACGAGCCUGAGAUAGAGGAGACCUUUCGUGUGGUACUCAAUAAUGUGACCACUGGAGGCGCUGUUCUUGGUCCACUCACUCGGGCAACUAUCACCAUAAUGCCUUCUGAUGAUCCUUUUGGUGUCUUUGUUUUCCGGGCUGAUCCAGUCACAAUAGAAGAACCAGUUUCAAACUCAACUGAAGUUACGCUGCCUAUAGUCCGUAAUGCUGGGAUCACUGGUACUGUUGUAAUCCAAUGGCAGGCAACAGUAAAUGGACAAGUAGCAACUGGAGACAUCAGACCCACUUCAGGAGUUGUGAGCUUUGCACCGGGAGACACUUUAAAGUUACUAAAAGUGGAGGUUUUACCUGAUGACAUACCUGAAAUAGAUGAGAUUAUAAAAGUGGAGCUUACCAGUGCUAGUAAUGGAGGGAGGAUUGGUGCCAACAAGUCUAUGGAUAUUGUAGUCCCUGCCAAUAAUAAUCCUUACGGGACAGUCUUUUUUGAUCAGUCUGUUUACCUUGUUCAGGAGCCUUUGGAGGGCAUUUUUAGAGCCAACAUUGCUGUACGCAGAAGUGGUGGACAUUUUGGCCGUUUGGAAAUAACUUACAGCACUUUUGAGACUGACUUGGUUGGCUCUGCUCUAGAUUAUGGCCAAGACCUUCUGGUGUAUUAUGAAACACUCAAAUCAGGAGUUGUAUCUGGCAUCACUCAAAGGACAGUGAAUGUGACAGGCCAGAAAGACCCAGUUAGUGCCUGUGCAGCUGCGUGCCUGAGGGAGCGCACCUGCCAAGCCUUCUCCAUAUUGCCUGUCGCUGCAUCCCCAUCAUGUAUUUGGGUGACUUCGGCUGCUGAAAACCUAAUACCAAAUCCCCAGUUUCUGACAUAUGUGAAAAAUGCCACUGCUGUUGCUGUACUGUUCAGUGGCAAGGCAGAGGCAAACGCUGACUACACCCCUGUGACCAAUCAAAGUGCUUUUAUGGAGGACGGGGCAGAGUUGACCAACCUCACUGUGCCAAUACUGACUGAUAAGGCUGCUGAAAUGGAUGAGAGAUUUUCUAUUCAAUUAUUAAAGGUUCAGUUGGUGAAUUUGACUGUGGCUCAAAAAAACCUGCCUACCAUUGGUCAGCCAGACAAAGCUGAAGUGAUUAUUGGAAUGAACGGAGAUGCUUUUGGUGUGUUUGUGAUAUACACCAUUAGUCCCGGUGCCACUGAUGAGGGGCGCUUUCUGGAGGUGACGGAGGAGUCUAUGGCAGAGGUGCCAUUGGUGAUUGAACGGCGUGGAGGAAACGUGGGAACUGUCAGUGUGGAGUGGAGAAUAGUCGCAGGUAAAGCCACACCAGAGGAAGAUUUCAUUGGCACUGGAGGCACUCUCGUCUUUGAUGGGGAUUUGAAGAAGACAGUAGUUAUCCAAAUCAAGGAUGAUGGUAAACCAGAAGACAGUGAAGACAUCACAAUCGGUCUUGUAAAUGCAAAAGGAGGAAGUCGUAUAAUGCCCAGCUCUGACUCUGUAACUAUUGUAAUACUUGCCAAUGAUAAUGCAGCCGGGGUAAUCGGUUUUCACCCAGGUUCACGUUCUGUUGUUGCAAGAGAGGGCCAGACUCUGUCCUUGCUGGUUGAGAGGACAGCUCCAGGUUUUGGAAAUGUCACAGUCACUUGGACUAUAACAGGACCUAGAGUGGGACUAACAUUCACCCAAACAUCAGGAACACUUUUUUUUGCAAAGGGACAGCUGAACACCACAAUAGUUUUGGACCUUCUUGAUGAUGCAGCUCCAGAGAACAAAGAUGAAUACCGAGUGUUAUUGUCUGACAUUCAAACCUAUGGAGUUGGGGUGACAGGCCAUGCUGCUUUGGAUGUUGAGGGCAGAGAGUCUUUAAUUACUGUGGACACUAGUGACGAACCGUUUGGCAUGUUGACCAUCGCUCCAUCGUCCCUUAUGGUGACCACAGAAGAACUUGACAAGAUUAUAAACAUCUAUAUCAACAGAGAAUUUGGUGCAUCAGGAGCUGUGAAUAUUUCAUAUGAAGUCAUUAGAGGAUCACUCCAGAACCUGUCACAAGUGGAGGGUAACCUUGCCGACCCUGGAGAAGAUUUUAUUGCUGAAAGUGGAUUUGUCAUUCUUCAAGAUGGGGAGACUUCUGUUGCCAUUCCCGUCACUAUACUAGAUGACAAUAUUCCGGAAAUAAGAGAGUUUUUCUUGGUUAAUGUGACAUCCGCAGUGCUGAUUACAACUCUUGCUACAGAUCCCCAAAUUGAUGCUGCUGGCUUGGUGGCAGAGAUCAUCAUUACUGCUAAUGAUGGUAUUAGAGGUGUCAUUGAAUGGACAAAUACAAUGUAUGAAGUCAAUGAAACAAUAGGGUCCUUGACUUUAGUCGCCUACAGGAACAAAGGAACCUACGGCAACGUGUCACUCAUCAUUACAGCUCAGAAUUUAGAGGCUCAGCUGGGAUUGGACUACAACAUCAGUGAAACUACUCUGCACUUUGUUGAUGGUGAAAGACUGAAAUUUGUUGAAGUACAGAUUAUAGAUGAUCUUAUUCCAGAGAGAGCAGAACGAUUUCAGUUGAUUCUGUCUCAACCUUCCCAAGAAAUUGUCUUGGGCACUAAUACAACAGCCACUGUGAAUAUCCAGGCUAGUGAUGAUGGAAACGGAGUUAUUUCAUUCAACACCAGUGAGCCCUUUCUUUUAAAAGAGCCAACUGCAGCGUCCGGACUGGGGGAGAGUAUGGCCAUUAUGUAUAUAGUGCGUAACCCAGAGAAAGGCAUAUAUGGCACCGUCACUGUGCAGUUCACCAUCACUGAUGCAAACGGCAGCCUAGCGGACAGUGACCUGAACCCAGCACAGGGAGUUGUGGUGUUUGAUGAAGGAGUGAGGUUUAAGACACUUGAAAUUCGGGCAGUUUUGGAUGCAGAGCCAGAAGCAAAUGAAACCUUUAUCAUGGUUUUGUCAAGUCCAACAGGAGGGGCCAGACUUGGAGAUCAACUUGAAAUUUCCAUCACCAUUUUAGAGAACAUUGCACCAUCUGGUUUAUUUAGAAUUGGACCUACUCUAAACAGAACAAGAACUGAAGUAGUGGCCGAGGAAGGCAGAACAGUAUUUCUCACUGUGUCUCGCAGUAACGGCCUUGAGUCGUCUGUCAGUGUGGAAUGGGAGGCUAAGUCUGCCACUGCUAUUGCGUCUGGUGGCCCCUUCCCAAGAAUUGGCGUGUAUCAGAGUUUUGAAGACAGCUCGACUGCAGCUUGGUGCUCAGUCCCAAGUGGCCUCUCUCCUUCUCUUAUUAUGAGACUCGAUAAAAGGCCAGCCAUUGGAUCAUCACACACACUGGGCACGCUCCACCAGUGGCAAGGUGUUUUUGUGCCAAUUAUGUCUGUUAAGAUUCAGAAUCCAAACUCCUGUGUUGGUUUUGCACACAACGGCACCAGCUUCAUUGGGAUCUCACACAGCGGUCCACCUUUCAGUCCUGCUGCCAAUUUGAGCAUCUUUAAAUUACACCAAGACCUCAACAUUACAUUAGAACAAACCGUUGGUAUUGAAGCAUCUGAUGUUAAGCACUUUUCCAUUGACGGCAGAAAUUAUUUGAUAGCAUCCAGUCAGAUUUUUAUUUGGACUGGAGGCUCUUUAGCUCUUUCACAGACACUUGACUUUGAACAGGACAUUGUCAGUGUAACUACAUUUACAGAAGCAGGUGAAGCACACCUCUUUGUGUGCAUCAACCGUGUGACUGACAGCUGCCUCAUCCUUAAAUGGGCCAAUGGCAGGUUUCAGGAUCCACAGCCUCUCCCACUGACAGACAGAGGAACCCAGGUGGAGCAGGUCCACACAAGGACAAAUGAUACUCUUCUUCUAGUUGUAAUAGCAGGUCCUACUCCAUCCUGUGAGGUGUUCAAACCUGGGCAGAGAGUAACACUCAUUCAGUCCAUUCCCCAUCCUGUCAUCACCUCCAUACAUGCCUUCAGUGAUGCUUCAGGAGCAGCUUACAUACUCCUAACUGGAAGAAAUAGUUCAUCCCUUUAUACCUGGAGAUCGGAUGUUAGUCUGUUCACUAUGAUCCUGAGGGUCCCUCCAGCCAAUAGCUAUCUUUCUCUUGUGAUGCCCUCCUUAAACAGCUCCAAGACUCUCAUAAUGUCUGCUGAGGACAAUAGCUCAACUAUUUACGAACUGACUUAUGUCUCCAGCCAAUCUGACUUUCUCCCCAGUUUUGGUGAGUUGCUCUUUGCACCAGGUGUCAGUGAACUUGAGAUAGCUGUGAACGUUAUUGAUGAUGACAUCCCAGAAGUGGAGGAGUACUUUUAUGUCACUCUGAAAAAUCCAAAGGGUGGAGCUGAAAUUGGAUUUGGUGGUCAGGUGACUGUUUUCAUCCCAACUAAUGAUGAUGCCUAUGGAGUCAUUGGCUUCUCUCCUGACUUCCUGUCUAUUGAAGUUGAAGAAAUGAUGCAAGAUUAUCAAAUAAACCUUAUAGUGGAGAGGAAAAGAGGCACUUUUGGCAAACUGACAGUUCACUGGGCUGCUAAAGGCAAUGUGUCAGACAUCAAACCUGAAUUGGGAGUGAUAACAUUUGCCCAGGACCAGUCAGAAGCCAAAAUCUCAUUGACUGUAAUAGCAGACGGUAUCCCAGAACUUACUGAGACCGUCAUUAUAACUCUAACUGAUGUAACAAUGGAGGUGCAGGACUUGAAGAAUGCUGCAGUCAUCAACAAGCAACUGGCUCAGGCUGUAAUUACCAUCAAACCAAAUGGCUCUCCAUAUGGGGUCAUUGGGUGGCAUCUGGACUCCCAGUUCACACAAACAAAUGAGUCACAGAGAGGUGCAGUCAAUGUUACUCUGUCCCUUGUCCGGGAGCAGGGUUCAAUAGGUGAUGUUGCUGUUCACUAUCAAACCAGGUCAGCCUUGCAUUUACCUCCCUCCAAUCAAGCUACUGCGGGACAGGACUACAUCGCCCGAACCAACACUGUUAUAAUGCCUGAGAGUGCAACUGUCGCUAUUGUUACAAUUACUAUUUUACCUGAUAACAUCCCAGAACUUGAUGAAAGUUUUUUGGUAAAUGUUACAAGUGUGGAGCUUGUUAGAGGAGCAGUGGGUCCAGGUCAACCCAGUGUGAAAAGGCCUGGUCUGGAAAUAGCACAAAUUGUCAUCCUGGAGAAUGACGACCCCAGAGGAGUAGUGCAGUUAAAUGUGACAGAGGAUUUCCCAGGUGGAAAGUUUGCGUAUGAGUUGCCACCACCCGAUAACACAGUCAACCUCUCAAUUAUUAGACUUGCCGGCACAGUUGGAAGACUGGUUACAUACUGGGAAGCAGAGCCAAUCACUGCUGACGUCAAUGAUUUCAGUCCCAAUUCUGGCAGUAUCACUUUUCUAGAUGGCCAGAGUAAAGCUGACAUUGCCAUCACUAUUCUGGAUGAUGACCAAGUGGAGGCCUCUGAGACUUUUAGAGUGACUUUGCUUCAUGUCAUUGGCGGUGCACGACUUGGAGAGUUCACAUCUAUAGUUAUAACAAUACCACCCAAUGACUCACAAUUUGGACGCUUUGGAUUUAGUGCAUUAAAGGCUGUGGUCAGUGAGCCAGAGUUUGUAGAUGAUCCAGCUGCUGUGGCCACCCUGGUGGUGUUGCGCUCUUCUGAUGGUCUCGGGGCAGUGACCCUGAGGUGGCAGCUAGAACAAAGCGCAAUUGAGGAUCUUGCUCCUCUAAAUGGGACCAUUGUUUUUACUGAGAAUGAGAAUAAGAUGACAUUCGUAAUUCGAGCCCUUGCUGACAGCAUACCAGAAGGAGAUGAGCACUUUAGCAUACAGCUGUUUCCUGUGGUGAAUGAUGUCGUCAUUGACCCAUUAAAAGGCAUAGCUACAAUCACCAUAAAAGCAGACAAAGCAGCUCUAGGAAUUGUUGGAGUAGCUGAAUCCUCCAGGAACAUCCUUAUUGGAGAGCCCAAAGGACUGUACAAUGGGAGCGCUGCAGUCAGUCUUGUGCGAGGUUCACCUGCAUAUGGAGAUGCUCAGGUGUACUGGAACAUCACACCAGCUACACCCUCUGAGUUUGAAAGAAUCUCUGGAACUGUGACGUUUAGAGAUGGACAGUCUGUUGCCACCAUUUAUUUAAAGACUCUGGAUGAUGAUAUUCCUGAAGAACGUCAACAGUAUCUACUUUCACUAACAUCAAUAACACCAGGGCUGGAGAUAAGUCCAGAAGCGAGGCAGGCCAGCAUUACAAUGGCAGCUAGUGAUAACCCCUUUGGCAUAUUUGCAUUCAUUCAACAUCAGGUUACAGCUUCUGAAGAGGAGGGAAUGGUCAAUGUGACAGUUACACGAUCUUUAGGAGCUCUAGGCAGUGUGUGGUUGAGCUAUGAGACCUCAGGAAGCACAGCUGUCAGUGGAGUGGACUUUAUUACAACUUCAGAACGACUUCUGUUCAACCCAGGCCAAAUUUCACAGCAAAUUACCAUUUAUAUCAAUGAUGACAACCAACCUGAGGGCCCUGAAAUGUUCCUGCUUAAUAUCACUAAAGUAGAGCUUGUCAAUACAAGUGGCAUGGAUUACAGCAUAAGAGACUUUGGCCUUCGGCUUGACCAGCCUCCAGAGAUUGGCAACGUUUCUUCUCUUUCUGUCAUUAUACUAACAAAUGACAAUGCUAAUGGUGUCCUGGAGUUCAGUCCAGGCUAUAUCAACAUCACAGUUGAGGAGGAUGUUUGCUUUCUUUUGAUCCCAGUUUUGAGGAAUGUGGGCACAUAUGGGCUGGUAUCAGUACAGUACAUUUCAAUAGGUCUGAGUGCCUCUCCGAUGUUUGACUACAUCCUAUAUAAUGGCUUACUGACUUUUAUUCACGGACAAAAUAUGAGCUACAUAAAUCUCACUAUUAUAGAUGACCUGGACAGUGAACCUGCAGAAGUACUUGAAGUUUUGCUCACAAAUGCCUCAGGGGGCGCUGUUCUUGGGGUGCAACACAUUGCAAGUGUCACUAUUGCCAAGAGUGACUCUCCAAAUGGUGUGGUGCGCUUUGUCAACGAGAGCGUGAUCACAUUGGUCAACCCUAACUCCACAAUGAGAAUAAACCUUGUUCUGGAGAGAGCUAGAGGCCUAGUUGGAAAUGCUACAGUUGCUUGGAUUAUUCGGGGUCCAAACAGCAAUGAACUCCUUCCUCCAGCAAAUACAGAUAUUAGAGAACCUGUAAAUGGGAGUUACUUUUUUAGAGAUGGUGAGGAAAGUACAUACACAAUAGAGCUACGUAUUCUUCCACAUGGAGAAGUGGAAGUAGAAGAGACCUUUGUAGUAGAGCUCAUCAUUUUGUCUGGAGAAAUGGAUGUAGAUCCUCAAGCAGGAUCUAUACAGUUAAAGAUUGAGAAAUUUGGAGAUCCAAACGGUAUUGUUCAGUUCACUGAAGAUGCUUUAAAAGAACGUGUUUACAAUGAAUCCACAGAAGAAGAAGGGCCUGUCAAUAUCACCCUGACGGUUACACGGAGAGAGGGGGUCAUGGGCAACAUUACAAUCCACUGGCAGAUUAAUAGUGACUCCGACACAACAGGCGACUUCUUGGCUCUAAAGGGCUCAGUGAUCAUUGUCGAAGGCCAAAGAGACACAGAAAUCAUCCUAAGCCUGAUGCCUGAUACAGUGCCUGAACUGGAGGAACUUUACAUUGUCCAGCUCACGACCGUGGAGGGAGGUGCUACACUGGAUGCUAACCCAUAUUUUACCAACACCCGCAUAAGGGUACAGGCAAAUGAUGAUCCGCAUGGAGUUUUUACCUUAAAUCCGGAGCAUCAGUCUAUUGAGAUAAUUGGCUUGGGUACAGAGACCAGAAGAGCUUUGAUUUUGAACGUGACACGUUUAGCCGGGCUCUUUGGCAAUGCCACUGUGGGCUACAGGAUCAGAGGAGGGAUAGACAUGAUUGACAUUGAACAGAUCCUACAAGGACAAGCACAGGGGAGAGUGGUGUUCAGAGAGGGAGAGGAGUUUGCUACUGUAACUGUUCCAAUUAGCAGCGAGGUGUUUUUGCUCUUGGGAGAUAGUUUUACUGCGGAAUUAACUGAUGUUAGACUUGUAAGCUCUACAGUUGGUCCUCCUCCCACUCUUCAUUAUGCUGAUAAUGUUGCUAUGGUUUCUAUACCUGAGAAAGCUGCCAAUUCUGAAGUCGGCUUUGCUUCCAUUGCUCUUGGCGUCUCAAAUAUAGACACGGGGGCAUGUGAAGCAACAAUAAUUAGAACAGGACUGUUUGGGAACAUCACAGUUGAGUGGAAGUCUGGGUACCCCUCAGGACUAGCCCCUCCUGGGUUCAAAAUGGGACAAAUAACUCCCAGCUCAGGCGUACUGACCUUUGUCCACGGAGAAAAGGCCAAGACCAUAUCUUUGACAGCCACAGCUGAUACUGUGGAACCUGCUGUGCAUGCUAUUCAUAUCACCAAUACUACCUCCAGUAAUGUAAAGCUCAGGUCAGGAUUCAUUGUGGCAGAAAUAGAACCUUUGGGGAUUUAUCAGUUCACUUCAGAUUCCCGUCAGAUUGUUAUUUCCGAGGAUAUCCAGACCAUCACCCUCUAUGUCCAGCGACUUUAUGGCUCACGCAGCAACAGGACACACUUGUACUAUCAAACUCAAGAGGGCAGCGCAACAGCAGGGGAAGACUUCACAGCAGUGUCAGAUGGUCGUGUGCUCUUUGAAUCCUCUCGCCAAACCAAUGCCUCCUUCCAGCUUUCUAUAUUGGACGACUCCUUGUCAGAAUCAGACGAGUACUUUAACGUCAACCUUACUGACAUCAACAUGCCUUUUGUGGAUUCAGUUUGGGCGGACACACCUCCUCGCCUCAAUCCUAAGAACAGUUUGGCCAUGAUCACUAUUCUGGCCAGUGAUGUGACUGGAGGAGUGCUCAGUAUUGGGCCAGAGCUGGUGCAAGUGAAGGAGGACAGAGAUAAUGAGACUCAGCAGGAGCGCAAGGUGCUCCUUAGGGUGCGCAGGUCAGACAACACCUCCGGGUCUGUCAGUGUCCGACUGCACGCAUAUGGAGGUGUGUAUUGCUUUGGAUGUACAGCAUCACAGUUACCCUUUGCUCUGGAACCUGUCGGGACACUUGCUAAAGAGGGUGAGGAUUUCCACUUGCAGACCUUAGAAGUGUCGUUUCAAGAGGGUCAGAGUGAGUCAGAAGUGGUCGUCCUCAUUUUGGAUGACUCAGAGCCUGAGGGACCCGAGGAGUUCUUCAUUUACCUCAGUGACCCUGAAGGAGGUGCUCAGAUCACUGAUCGCCCAGUGCAAGGGUUCAAGGCUUUUGUCAAAAUCACCAUUCUUGGAAGCGACUUCCAUAAUGGUGUUAUAGGUUUUACACUUAACUCGUUAGAGGGCAAAGUCUUAGAUGAAGAUUCAGAAAACAGAACUACUCUGCUGUAUGUACAGAGACAAGAAAACAGAGCUUUUGAGGACUUGCAGGUUUUCUGGAGAGCUACUUUUACCAAAGAUUCUUUAAGCCUCAUCAGUAAUGGGGUUAACCUAACUUCAGAGCUAGUGCAGACUUCAGGGACAGUCUUUUGUAGGAAAGGAGAAGUAACUUGUGCGUUCACUGUUGAAGUUCGAGAUGACAAGGAGCCUGAGUUCCCAUCCUGGUUUUUAGUGGAGAUCUUUCAAGUGGGAGAGGGUGCUACAAUUAACGAGACAACUCGAUUUGCCAAUAUUACAAUAGCCGAGAGCGAUGAUCCACAAGGCAUUAUGUUCUUUGCUGUGGGCUAUAGACUUCCCGUUACCACUGUGUCCACAACUCAGCUAAGCCUUCAAGUCCACAGACAAGCAAGCACUUCUACAACCAUGACAGUUUAUUAUCGCACUGUGGAGCUCUCAAAAGCAGAAAUCGUUGGACAAUCACUGAUAUGGCCUGCAAAAGAAGGGGUGGACUUUCCAAAACAGGAGGGUUUUCUAAAAUUUGAUAUUGGUGAAUCAGCUGCAUUGUUGGAAAUUAUUUUAACUCCUCAGAAAGACCCAUUGUUGUCCACUCCUAAGCGUUUCCAAGUGGAGCUGUACAACGCCACAGAGGGUGUAAAAGUUCACCCUGUGUUUGGACGUGCUAAUGUCACUCUAGUCUCCAGUGAUGCAGCAGUGGCUGUGUGGCGCUUACUGGACCAGUUAUACCAACCUCUGAGUCCUAAUAUCCUGGAUUCUGUGCUUCAAGAACUUAGCAAUGAGGUUGCUACUCCUGUGACAGAUGAACAGAUGACUGCUGUGGUGGUAGCACUGGACAAGGUGCUUACAGAAGCAGAGAGUUUCCCUUUACAAGAAAGAAGCCAAAAUUUGACCUAUGACCUCUUGUGUGCCUUGGCCAACCCCAGCCGACCUGACACCAGAGGCCACAGUUACUUUGCUAAAGUGACAGAGCGAUUUGCAUUUUCUCUUCUACCACAAAACCAUUGCGGUACCAUCCUGAACACAUGCCCCUUCAUGUCCAUUUCUGCCUUCCAGUGGUAUCCAACUCAGAUCAAUGGGUACAAAUUUAGGGGAAGCAAUGCAGAUUUCUUCCAACUUCCUGACUCAUUACUCAUGGUGCCACCAGGGGUCAGUGUGGACUGUAGCUACCUCAAUCGGAUCCAGCUAAUUGAAUAUAUGACUGAACACUGGUUUCUCACCAAUAAUACACCUCUAGCAUUAACUGGAAAGGUCUUUUCUUCCAGUCUUCAAAAUAGAAUUUCAGGACCACUGGAUCCUGGUAUAGAAGUGAUCUAUCGUAUCCACACCGUUGGUCAGCAAGUUAAACCUGGCCAGUCCCUGUGCCUUCUCUGGAAUCAUACUACUGCAAGCUGGUUAUCAGAUAGCCAAUACUGCAGAGUUGUGAAAGAACAUGGGAACUAUGUGGAGUGUGCGUGUUCCCACUUCUCCAUCUACUCAGCCUACGCAGAGAUGGCCUCUCUAGCAUUCUACAAUGAGGCCUUCUAUGCAUCAGGGUUAUUUUGUAUAUCUGCCUUUGCCUUGGCAAUUAUAUCUCAAGCACUGUGCUCUCGUUUCCCCAUGUUUGCUGCCAAACUGCUCACACACAUGAUGGUGAGCUGCCUUGGAACCCAGUUGUGCUUCCUGGUGUCCACUUUCCGCGGGCGGGUCUUUUCAGAUGACAGCUGUUCUGCAUUGGCACUUUUCACUCAUUACUUUUAUCUGAGCCAAUUUUUUUGGAUGCUUAUUCAGGCGGUGAACUUCUGGCAAGUGCUGGUUAUGAAUGACGAGCACACAGAGCGCCGAUACCUGCUUUACUCCCUGCUGGGAUGGGGCCUUCCCUCUGUAGUUAUUAUAGUACUGGUUAUAGUAUUGCUGGGUGGCUUUGGCUGGACCAUACACACCACAUACGGACUGGUGCUAGAGGAUGUAUGCUUUAUCCCAAACAUCUAUGCGGCUCUAUGCACAGCUGUCCUGGUGCCUCUGAUCUGCCUUGUCACGGUGGUGGUCAUAUUCAUUCAUGCAUAUCAAGUCACAGACCAGUGGAAGUCCUACGACGACAUUUACAGGGGUCGCACCAAUAGCACAGAGGUGCCGCUGGUCCUGCUUCUGUUCCUGCUCAUCUCCAUGGUCUGGUUGUGGGCGGGGCUUCAUAUGGCCUACCGAUACAUGUGGAUGCUCAUCCUCUAUGUGAUUUCCAACUGCCUGCUGGGCCUGUAUGUUUUUGCUGUCUACUUUGUCAUGCACAACCAGCUCUGUUGGCCCACUAAAGCCAGUUACACAGUUGAGAUGAGUGGCCAUGACAGUCCCGACUCUGCCUACCCAGGAGGAGGGCCAGCGUCUAUAGGGGGUGACAUAAAUAAAUCAACGCAGAACCUCAUCAGCGCAAUGGAAGAGGUUGCAGCUGACUGGGAGCGUGCCUCUCUCCAUCCUGGCAGUGAGCCCAGUGUUGUGUUCAAAUCCAGUCCAGUGAUGGGAACAUAUGGGACAGACGGAGGCUUCAUCAACACAAACCUGGUGACAGGCGACGAGGAAUCCCAGGAGUUUGAUGACCUUAUCUUUGCCUUAAAGACUGGUAGUGGCCUCAAUGUAAGCGACAAUGAAUCAAUCCCAGGAAGUCACGAUGGUGGAAGUGUCUCCAACUCUCAAAUAGUUGAACUGAGACGGAUUCCCAUUGCAGACACACACCUGUAACCUGUUCACCUCACUGUGCUCCUCUAUGAGAGAAACUACUCCAGUAUUUUUGUACAUUACAUUUGUACUAAAACUUUGUAAAUGUUUUUCAAUAGGGCAUUUUUAUAGAUGUUUGAUAAUGUUUAAUGUAUAUUUGAACCUGAAUUAAUUUUCUAAAGUUUUGUAUGUAUAUUUAGUUGUUUUAU